AUGAGGUUCCUUAACAAAAAAUAUUUUUUUCAUAUUUUUGUAAAAUCAAACAAAAUAUUUUUAAAAUUAAAGCUUCAAUCACAAAUAAAUCACUUUAAACCUUUAAUACAUACAAAAUGUUCUCCAAAUAUUCUUUUAUUUGUUUGUUCUGCAUUUGCUCCAAUGUGCCCCGAUCAGAUGCCACAAGCCAUAACCUCUUGUAAAUCUGUUUGUGAAGAAGUUUAUAGUGAUUGUAUUAAAAUAUUUAAUGAAUUUGAUUUUCCUUGGCCUCCAAUGCUUAAUUGUUCUCGUUUCCCCUCUCCCCCAACAAUUUGUAUGAAACCAGAACCUUUAAAUAAUAAAAAUAUUUUUUCUUCUAAUUUUAAUGAAAAAACAAUGUCUUCCCCAAUUUUAUCAACAACAAAAUUUCCAGAAUGUCCUUUAGAUUUAAUUGAUUUAGAGCCAACAGAUUCAAAAUCUAAAUGUGCUUUUAGAUGUGAAAAAACGACAAUGUUUAGAAAGGAUCAAAAAGAGCAAAUCCGUUUAUGGCUUUUUUGUUGGUCAAUGUUAAAUUCCUUAAUUGCUUUAUUUACUGUUUGUUCUUUUUGGAUUGAUCGACAAAGAUUUUGUUUUCCAGAAAGGUAG
Messenger RNA from Meloidogyne enterolobii, 624 nucleotides. NCBI's taxonomy places the organism in Eukaryota, Metazoa, Nematoda, Chromadorea, Rhabditida, Meloidogynidae. The record is from the annotation of a GenBank genome assembly.